CAGUCGUUAGCUUGGAGCUGUGGGCGCCACAAAGGUCUGGACAGUUCAAACACAUUUAACACGUGAAUGACUUACAAUUAGCCUCACAACCAUACUUCAGUUUUUGGUCAAAUUGAACUAAAAAUUACUUCCUUAACUGAAGACUUUGAAGCAAGCUGUUGACCGCCACUAACAUCAUGGACAGCCGGCUGUUGUGUUUGGGCUGUUUGCUGUGGCUGGCACCAGGAUUGCACGCUCGUGUGGACAACAGCUCCGGGAGCCGUGAUUAUUGUAUCGUCGGAGCCGGGCCAGCUGGGUUGCAGCUGGGCUACUUCAUGCAGCAGUCGGGGCGGGAUUACGUCAUAUUUGAGCAGAGUGCCACGUCAGGUAAUUUCUUCAUCACCUACCCCCGCCACAGGAAAUUGAUCAGCGUCAACAAACGACACACUGGUCAACUCAACAAAGGCUUCUCAUUCCGUCAUGACUGGAACUCUCUCAUCUCAGAAGAUGAAAGUCUGCUCAUGAAACAUUACACCAAGGAGAUUUUCCCGCCUGCAGACAUCCUAGUGAAGUACCUACAAGACUUCCAGAGAAAGUUAGGCAUCAAUGUUCAGUUUAACACACAGAUAAAAAAUAUACGGAAAGUUGACAACAAAGAUGGCGGAUUUCUCAUGGACGACCAGAACGAGGUCACAUAUUCCUGCAAACGAGUGAUUGCCGCCACGGGUAUGUGGAAGCCAAAUAUCCCGGAUGUUCGAGGCAUCGAGAGGGCUGUCGGGUACGAGAGUAUCUCAACUGACCCGGAACUGUAUGAGAACAAGAGUGUGCUCAUCCUGGGUAUGGGCAACUCGGCCAUGGAGACAGCAGACUCCAUCUACAGCCGCACACAGUACGUGCACAUCAUCUCACGCAAGCAGACGGUCGACCUGGCCUGGAGUACUCACUAUGUUGGGGACCUCAGGUCCGUGAACAACAACUUGCUGGACACAUACCUGCUCAAGUCACUAGACGGCAUCACCCUGCUGGACAUGCAGGAUGCCAGCAUUCAGGAGAGGGGCGGGAAGUUUUUUGUUGUGGUAGAUAAACACUACCACAGCAACUCCAAGAGCGAGGACUCUGUGCCCGACAACUUCCCUCUGAGGUCCGGCUACGAUAUGGUCAUCAGGUGUAUGGGCUUCACAUUUGACUCCAGCAUCUUCAAUGGGACCAGCAUUACUAGACCUGUCGGGAAAGCCAAAAAGUACCCAGCCAUCACCCAUGCGUACGAAUCUGUGGACUUGCCGGGACUAUUUGUCGCAGGCACAGCGACACAUUCACUAGACUUUCGGAAAUCGGCUGGCGGAUUUAUACACGGGUUUCGAUACACAACGCAAGCGUUACAUCGUCUGCUGGAGUGGCGGUACGAGGGUGUCACGUGGCCGUCUGCGACGUAUCCUCUACACCAACUGCUCAACGUCAUCAUCAAAAGGCUGAACGAAGGCUCCGGCUUCUACCAGAUGUACGGGAUCCUUGGAGACGUGGCGUUAAUUGAUAGAGCCCGUGACUUGGUGACGUACCUGGAAGAGUUUCCCAUCAACUUGCUGCCCCAGUUGACACGCAUGACUGGGCAUAAUGCCACUGAGGUCAUCGUAACCAUCCUGGACUACGGAGCUCCAGACAUUUCCAGCCAAAAAUUUGACGCCAAGGCCAGUCAGGCCCACCAGUCUUAUUUCCUGCACCCGAUUCUCUUUUACUACAAGCAACUCCCCACAGAAGAGGAUUUCCUGCUGAAGCACCAGUACGAUCGUCUGCCCAGACCAGACUCUCUGCAUCACAUCGUGGAGGACUUCUUGGUGCUGUGGCAGUCACAGAAUGAACACGUGACUCCCGUCAGGCGGUGGCUGGAGUCAGUGUUAAACAGGAGCCUCCGGAGCUACUUCUCUGAGAGAUGUUUUGAAAUGGCCAUGACGUAUGCGGAUGUUCCCGAGUCCUGCGAUAAAAAUUACAAUCUAGGUCAAGGUCUUCUUGGAGCACCAGAGCUGCUGAGUAGUUUCCAGAACAAUCGCGUGGUCAUUCCGUCUCUACACUAAUUAAAAUCUUGUCAUUCCGUCACUACACUAAUUAAAAGUCUGGUCACUUCGUCUCUACACUAAUUAAAAUCUUGUCAUUCCGUCACUACACUAAUUAAAAGUCUGGUCACUUCGUCUCUACACUAAUUAAAAUCUUGUCAUUCCGUCACUACACUAAUUAAAAGUCUGGUCACUUCGUCUCUACACUAAUUAAAAUCUUGUCAUUCCGUCACUACACUAAUUAAAAUCUUGUCAUUCCGUCACUACACUAAUUAAAAUCUGGUCACUUCGUCUCUACACUAAUCAAAAUCUUGUCAUUCCGUCACUACACUAAUUAAAAUCUUGUCACUUCGUCUCUACACUAAUUACACAUCUGUUCACUUCGUCUCUACACUAAUUAAAAAUCUGGCCACUCCAUCUCUACACUAAUUAAAAUCCGGUCACUUCGUCUCUACGCUAAAUAAAAAUCUGGCAAUUCCAUCUCUACACAAAUUAAAAAUUUGGUCAUUUUAUCAACACAAUACAUUUUUUUUUUAAAUUUUGCCAUUCUUUCUACACAUUUAAAUUUAAAAAUAAAUGUAACAUUCCGUUUCUAUACUAAAUUAGAGUUUUGGUUUUUU
Molecule: messenger RNA, 2647 nt
Organism: Physella acuta
Lineage: Eukaryota; Metazoa; Mollusca; Gastropoda; Physidae
Product: FAD-dependent oxidoreductase domain-containing protein 2-like
Biological process (GO): ERAD pathway
Cellular component (GO): endoplasmic reticulum lumen
Molecular function (GO): flavin adenine dinucleotide binding; monooxygenase activity
Source: RefSeq, a predicted model, not a curated record